Adineta ricciae is the source of this 1032-nucleotide messenger RNA. NCBI's taxonomy places the organism in Eukaryota, Metazoa, Rotifera, Eurotatoria, Adinetida, Adinetidae. The record is from the annotation of a GenBank genome assembly.
AUGGCUUUUUCGUUGAAGAGACGUUCGCGAUCAAAAUCUCAAGCUCUUUUAGUUGAUAAUGAACAAAGUAAAUCAUUGGGUGAAGUUUUGCAUCGUUCAACAAAAACGAAGAAAAAAGAUAAGAAUUCACUGCGUCCGAAGGAAACCCUCGCUCCACCAAACGAUGCAUUUCAGUCGAACGGUCCUUUGAUAGCAGCUGACCAGCCGUUUCUCUACCGAAAUCGGUGUCCUUGUGAAACACAUCAUGAAAAAGAACUCAUUGAACGAAAUUACGAAAUUACCGUAGACAAACUAUUCGAUUUAAUCUUCGGCUCGAACGAAUUCGUUCGAACAUAUCGACAAGCUCAGCGAUUCUAUGAUGAUACCGCCACUGAAUGGACGAAAAAUCCGGCGACAAAUUAUAGAGAACGAAUGUUAAACUAUAAAGUUCCAUAUGAAUCGACGUUCAUUGGCAAAGGCACAAUCUGUACUCGUGAAAGACAAAUACUCUUUCAUGAAGUAUCCGGUUCGCACUAUAUGGUGGAGACUGAAGUAUCUAACGAAGGUGUCAAAUUUAGUGACACAUUUUCAUUAACAAUACGUUUUUGUCUUGUUCAAACAUCGAUAUCGACAACGAAGCUAUGUGUUACUGCACAUAUCGUGUAUAACAAACCGGUAAUGGGAUUUAUAAAACAAAUUAUUGAACGAAAUGCGUACUCUGCAUCACUGGAAGGUUUAAAGGAUCUAAAUAACCGCCUGGAUCUCAUUUCAAAUUUUAAAAUAGAACAACGUCGUCUGAGUCGAAAUGAAACCAUAGUGCCUGUUUCAACGACUGAAAAUGUCCGACGAAUGAGCCUACCAAGCCCUUCAGAUGAUCUACCAGUACCAUUGAUUCUAAAUGACGUUCCAGCCGGAUCGACUACUUCAGAUAAACUCAUAUGCGUCGCUCUCUUUUUGCUUGGAUUUCUGAUCUUGAUGCAUGUUUAUCUGUGUAUAAAGCUCAAGCAUAUGGCUGUGAUUGUUGAUAAUCUAGUUCAUAUAUCAAACUUAUAG